Colletotrichum lupini is the source of this 603-nucleotide messenger RNA. RefSeq lists its product as uncharacterized. Lineage: Eukaryota; Fungi; Ascomycota; Sordariomycetes; Glomerellales; Glomerellaceae. Bases 1 to 603 code for a protein of 200 amino acids. The transcript has a single exon. The record is from RefSeq and is a predicted model, not a curated record.
AUGCCCACAUCGCCGGCCUGGACACCGGCUCUCGCCAACCCGCCAGCCUCCUCCUCCCGCGUAUCCCUCCAGCACGAGCGCCUCCUCCUCGAGCUCCUCCCCUUCAAAGACGCCACAAAGUUCCACGACUGGCUCGACAGCAACUUUGUCCGCGGACCCUGGAACGAGUUCAACGCAGACUUCCUCUCCCGCUCCAGCGCCGUGCUGGAGCCGGACAAAACCCGCACGGCCCAGGCGGCGCGGGAGGCGCUCAACGGCCGCAAGGCCAAAUUCUGCGUCUACCGCCCGGACAAGAGCGCGUGGACGGCCGAGGACCACCACGUGCGCUUCAUCGUCACGCUCGUCGCGGACAACAUGCUGCAGAACCUGUGGUACGAGUCCGAGUGGAAGAAGAAGGGGCUCGACAUUGUGAAGGUGGCGUACGAGGUGCUCAUCUUUCUCAAGGCCACCAUGGUGUACGCGGACCCGAAUCCGCCGGUUACUCGGCAUGACGCCCCCGUGGUUUCAGGACUAUGGUCCGUAUUGUUGGGAGCUUUUUGGUCUCUGUCUCUUUGCAUUAGCGUGGGGUUGAGAAGUGUGGUGUCUGUUAAAAUCGUUGAAUGA